Molecule: messenger RNA, 711 nt
Organism: Fusarium vanettenii 77-13-4
Lineage: Eukaryota; Fungi; Ascomycota; Sordariomycetes; Hypocreales; Nectriaceae
Exons: 3
Coding region: 1-663 (220 amino acids)
Source: RefSeq, a predicted model, not a curated record
AUGCCUUUGAAUGUUCGCCGGGCCUUCAGCGACGUAAGUCGCUGCGGCGAUGGAAAUACCAUCGAGUCUCCGAAUGCCAUCAGGUUUUUUCAUCCCGGCUAUGGAAAAACACCGAUUUCAACCAACGCCUAUCCGCCUAUUCGCGAUGCUUUGGUUUCCCUGCCUGCCUUCGAUGAUGGUGGCAUUUACUACGAUAUUGCCCAUAUGACCUGUGGCGUCUUAGCCGGAAAUCGCUUCCGCGACUGGCGAUUCCCUCAUUGUAAUCUUCUGCCUUGCUGGGAAAGAUUGAGACCUUAUUUCCGCGGGGGGGCACCUGGGAGCGUGAGACGUUGCAUCCUUACGGAUUGUGGUUUGAGCCUGGACGCCGCCUACCUUGUGCCCGUGAAGGAAACGAGCUGGUACGAUGAUAAUGGAAUGCUAGAUUACGGCAAGGCUCCAUCGUUCUCGACAGACGCAGUGAAUGCAUCCACGAAUAUUAUUACCCUGCGGACAGAUGUCCAUAGAAUGUUUAACGAAUGGAACUUUUGCUUCGUCCCAAAGUCGGAUCAUCGGGAUGGGAGGCCUUUGAUGAUCCGCACCCGAGGAAGCGGCGAUAGUAUCACAUAUAGGGACAGCUCUAGGAAUGAAAGUCUAGAGACGGACAAGCAUCAGCCCGAGGCCUAAGGCGAAGCAUCUCAGACAGAAUGACAAUCUAAAGUAGAUUCUGCGGCU